AUGGACCAAAGGCUUGCCAUAAUCCUCAACAUCGAAAACUCCAAGAGAGUUAGGGAGUGGAUGGAGACCCUGCCGGCCAUCCCCUUUGCCUCGAGGAACGGAGCAGCCACCUCCCCGGAUUUUGCCAGAGCGGACCUUAUGGAUCGGUGUCACCACCCAGAUUGUGCCUUUCAGGUUAGGCUGAUAUCGGUCCACAACCACUUCCACUACCAAGGGCUGCCCCUAGACCAACUCUACCCGGUACACUGGAGCGAACCAAGUGGAAGCACCGCCACGGAAAACACCUUUUGGACUGCCCGAUCCCGCCGCAGCGGAAAGGGCAGCAACGGUGCAGGGCGAUCGAUGGAAGAGGAUCUCUCGGGGGAACCAGAGGAGGAAAAGGAGGGGAAGGAAAUACCUCGGGAAACACCACAGGCACGACACGCCCCAUUCGAUAUGAACCUGUACCAAGCGUCAUGGUUCCAUAAACUCGACCUAUCCGACGACGCUUUCUCGAUCAACGAGGAAGACCGAGACUUCCUUACCAACAAGCCACUCGAAGCAUCGACACGAAAACAGAUAUCACGGCGGCUUCGGAAGUUAAAGUGGUUCCGGCCGCGUUACCCAACCAAAUCACAACAUAUUGCCCCAAAACUAAGGCAAUGGAAGCAAGCGGUGGUAGCGCGGCUGGGGGGGAAUCGUCCCGAAGGAUAG
Microsporum canis CBS 113480 is the source of this 693-nucleotide messenger RNA. RefSeq lists its product as uncharacterized. Lineage: Eukaryota; Fungi; Ascomycota; Eurotiomycetes; Onygenales; Arthrodermataceae. The coding region runs from base 1 to 693 and encodes 230 amino acids. The record is from RefSeq and is a predicted model, not a curated record. The transcript is spliced from 2 exons.